AUAUUUUUCUCAGAAUUUUUAUUAUAAAAAGAAAAACCACCGUUUCAAACAAAAGCCCAAUGCAUACUCUACUAAACUGAUAGAUAUUUAAUUCCUUUGUUUUUUUUGGUUAAGGUCUCUCUGUUAAAAAAAAAAAAAAAAACAAAGCUUUUGUUCGUCAGAUCAAACCCUAGCAAUACCUGUAACUCGCUCUCUGCAAAAUCAUAUUCUCUGUCAACCAUUCCCUCUCUCUCUCUCUCUGCACCCUUCAGAACCUUAAACAACGACGUGUCUCCGCUCCGAUCUCCGCCUUUCAGAUUCUCUCGAUGGCUGAAGGAAAAUUCAAUCUACCCGAUGAUCUCCUGCCCUCCAAAAUCGCCUCUGACCAGCCCUCCUUCAAAGGUGAGGCUUGGGAUGGGAACGUGGAGGAGAAAGGACUCACAGGGUUACUUGAUGAUACCAAAGAUCAAGCAACUUCAGAGAGCAGCAUACCUUUGUCUCCACAAUGGCUUUAUGCUAAACCGGCUGAGGCUAAGAUGUUACCUGCUGGAGCUUCUGGGGAUGUAAGAGCACCAAUUUCGUUGCCCCAUGGAACCUCUGGUGAUUCCAAUCUGAAAGAUAGUUGGCGUUUAGAUGGGUCUCAGGACAAGAAAGAAUGGAAGAGGACUGCACCUGAUCUUGAGAGCAGUCGCCGCUGGCGUGAAGAGGAGAGAGAAACAAGCUUACUUGGCCGAAGAGAUCGCAGAAAAGAAGACCGGCGCACUGAUAUUACUUCAACUAGAGAUGUUCCUGAAAAUAGGACCUUGUCAUCUUCAGAGCGAUGGCAUGAUGUUAGCAGUCGUAAUUCUGGACAUGAAUCUCGAAGAGACAACAAGUGGUCUUCCAGAUGGGGCUCUGAAGACAAAGAAAAGGAUUCUCGAACGGAGAAGAGGACAGAUGCUGAGAAGGAAGAUGCCCCCACUGAUAAACAAGCUUUUGUCAGUGUGGGCCAGGGCCGCAUAGCUUCUGAGCGUGAGAAUGAUUCUCGUGAUAAAUGGAGGCCACGAUAUCGUUUGGAAGUCCAUGCAGGUGGGUCCACUUCUUACCGCAGUGCUCCAGGCUUUGGUUCAGAGAGGGGACGAGUGGAGGGAUCAACUGUGCGAUUUGCAGCUGGACGAGGAAGGUCAAAUGCUAAUGGGAGCCAACAAACUGGGAGGCCACAAUCUGCUUCUGUUAUUGGAUCUCUUCCCGUGGAUAAAAACAAGACUUCUAAUGCAUAUUUCUACCCAAGGGGAAAACUCCUUGAUAUUUAUCGCAAGCAAAACACUACUCCAAAUUUUGACACCCUACCUGACGAGAUGGAUCAUAUAUCACCUAUAACGCAAAAAGAAACGGUUGAGCCUUUGGCUUUUGUUCCUCCUGAUGCAGAGGAAGAGGCUGUACUUGGUGAUAUAUGGAAAGGAAAAACUACGAGCAGUGGAGUUUUCUACAAAUCAUUUAGAGACACAAGUCUUAUUGAUGUGACUUCAGGUGAAGGGAAACAAAGUUUCUUGGUUAACAGGGAGGAUAGUGUUGAAUCUGGUGAGAUGGCUGCUGUAAACGAUAAUUAUCAAGGGAAUCAUGCUGAGACAUUUUAUGUGUCAGAUUCACAGAUGAUUAUGACCAAGGAAAUGAAUAGUUCAAAAGAAGGUGAACAGAGAUGUGUGACACCACCUGAUAUAGAUGUAACAAAUGCUUUGAUGUUGAAUAGGGAGAUUUGUGGGUCUGUAAAUGACGUGGAUGAAUUAAAAUCUUUUGAUAACCAACAAGUGGCCGAUUUGAAAAUGCAGAAGCACCCUAAGUUGGAGGAUAAUGAAUUAUCCAUGCAAUUUAGAGUUGGUAAUGAGCUUCCUGAAGACUCAAGUUCUCUAUUUGAUUUUUCUUCACUACAGCCUACUGUCGGCAGUAACCAGAUUAAUCUUAAGGGCAAUAAUGAGGCACAUUCACUGGAAAGUGUUAUCCCUCCUGAGGAUUUGAGUUUGUGCUAUCUUGAUCCUCAAGGAGUAAUUCAGGGACCAUAUCUGUGGAUUGACAUAAUUACAUGGUUUGAGCAAGGUUAUUUUGGCACAGACUUACCUGUUCGAUUGGCAGAUGCUCUGGAUGGAUCACCUUUCCAAGAACUUGGUGAAGUCAUGCCACACCUAAGAAUGAAUUCUGAAUCUGCCUCCAGUGUUAGUGCAGUUACGAGAAUGCAAAUACCUGAUUCUUUUGAAGGGAGCUUGGAAGAGACCAUAUCUUAUUCUGCUUCUGCUUCUGAGUUGAAGGGGCCUGCCAUUGGAAGUGAGCAGCAGCGGACAUUGUCUGCUUUUGAGACUUCUGGUACUAAUUUUCAGUUAACAGGGCCUAAUCAAAGUUAUCGUUCUGAGCAUCAGUUUUCUGAAGAUCAAAGCCUCCAUAAAUUUGCUGCUCAAAAGGAGGAAAUUAUUUUUCCUGGGAGGGCCGGAAGUGCUGGUGGUGACCCUUUGAAAGUUUCUGGUGAAAUUCAAGGUCCUUUUGGCAAUCCUGCAAGCCAUUUGUCCAUUUCAAAUGAAUUUUCAAAAACCCAUGAACCUUCUCAUGGAGAUGAUGAGUUGCAUCCUUUUGGGUUGUUGAUGUCUGAGUUGAGAAGCACCUCUCAUUUGAAGCAUUCUCAAUCAUCUAAUUUGGCUUCCAGCAUAGUUGAUAGAGGGCAGUUUUUAGAUCCUUAUCUUGGUAGAGAGCCCAAUUUUGCUAGUCAGAGUGUUGUUGGUACAGUAGCUGAACAAACUUCUUUUCCGGAGGCUUGGCCUGAUGAUUAUAGAAGAAAUGCUUUGUCUAACCCUAACUUUCAUCUAGGCACUACUGGCGCUAGGCCUUCAUCUCACAGGGAGCAAGAAUACAAUGGUUUUGACCUGGUACAGCACCUAAUGUCACAAAAGUUGUCCAAUGAACCAGUUCAAGAGCAGAACCAUUUCUCUCAUCCCUUUACCCAUUCAGCUGGAUUUGGUGUGGAGCAAAUUCGAGGUUUUGAUCUUAUGCAGAGCAAGAAUCUCAGUCACCAGCAGUCAAUCCAUCAUUCGGCUCCACAUAUGGAACAUCUUUUGGAACUUCAGCUUCAACAGCAGCAGCAGUUGGAACUUCAACGACAGCAGCAGCUUCAUCACCACCAAAUGAAAUUGUUGCAGCAGCAGCGACAACAACAACAUCUGCAGCAGCAGCAUUCUCAAGCUCAGCAGUUGCUUCUCGAUCAAUUGCUGCAGCAUCAGUUGUCUGAUCCGGGUUAUGGUCAGCACAUAUUGGAUGCUGCUAGAGACAACGUACUUGAUCAGGUUCCGUUACAAAGGCAUCUCCUGAGUGAAAUGCAGCAGAAUUCUCAUGCUUCAAGGCACCUGGAUCCAUCAUUGGAGCAUAUCAUACAAGCAAAGAUCAACCAGAGUGCACUUCAAGGGCAACAUGCUGAUUUUGUGGAUUUUAUGUCACAAGCAAAAUAUGGCAAUAUGAUUCCUUCAGAGCAUCAGAUUCGUCUUCAACAAAAACAGUUGCAAGUGCAGCAAUUAUCUAUGGCAUUGAGGCAACAAUUAGGAAUGGAGGGAGAUAGACGACUUACUGCAUCAUGGUCUGCAGAUGAAGUCGGUCAGUUUGUCAGGAGUCCUAGCAGCCAUCACCAGGCUCAAUCAGUGGGGUUGAAUGCUUCGGAUCUUUAUCAGCAGAGGCUUUCAAUUCUUGAAGAGAAAUUCAGCAAUCUUAGACAGAAUCAUGCUUUGCAGGAGCAACAGCAGCGAGGGAUGUUCAACCCCAGCCCUACAGCAUUUGGCAGGGCAACUCUUCCUGCAGUUGCUCCUGGAAUUAAAGUAGACAGUGUUAAUUCUCUAGAUCUAGCUGAACAUCUCUAUUUGCACUCCAGCAACCUACUGGGUCCUUUUUCUUCUGGUAACCACUCUCAUAGCCAACAAAUUUCAGGUGAUCUAUAUGCUUCUUAUCCAGAUAUAAUGGAGAGCUACCAUUCUAGAAAAAAUGGGCAGCUAGAAAAUAGUUGGACUGAAAAACAGAUACAACAGUUACAUCUUGAAGCAGAGUUGCAAAGAAGUGAGUCUGAAGUUGAUUCAAACGCUUGGCCAUCAGCUGGAGGGGUUCAUGAAAACUCUAAGAAAGCUUUAAUGAAUCUUCUUCACCAAAAACUGGGUAUUCAAUCUACACAGUCAUCAGAAGUAGAUUAUCAACAUCCUGCUUCAUCUUUCAGAGGGCGGGAAACCUUUUGGCCUAUUUCUGAGCCACAAAGUUCCAAUUUUCCUUUCAAUCAUUUCCCAAAUCAGGAAGUUCAUGUGAACAACUCAUUUGUGGAAGGCCCUCAAAAUUCCAAUUCAAGUGCCUUGUUGCAAGAUCAUUUGUUUGGAGUUGCUGUGAGUGAUUGUGUCGAGGAUAUGGUUAACUGCGAAAGAUCACCUCCUAAACCCAGUUCCGCCUCAUUUGCAGAAGAACAGUCAUUCUUGUUGGGCAUUGAAGAUCCUUCUUCUAGUAGUUAUGAGGAUGCUAGCUUGAUGGGAAAAUCAGCUGUGGAUAAAGAGCUAGGAGAGCUGGAGGGAAAGGAGAAGAAAAGUGGAUUUAAAGGCAUGAUUGCAAGGAGUGGCUCUGUGUCUGGGUCUGAGGACAAUAUCUUAGAGCAAGUAGAGAAGGCCUUGGAAUGUGGUGAGCUACAAAGUAGUGUCCAUAGCCGGCAUAAUUCUCUUAGUACUGGUAGGGGUGGAAGGUUGUACAGUUAUGAAAGUGGAUUAGAUAAACCAGUUGGAGAAGAUGCUUCUAAUGAUAAGUUAAUGUCAUUGCUGUCAAAAGGGCUUGACAAAGUUUCAAAGAAAUGCCCACCUGUGUCACGGGUUUCAUCAUCCCAGGAUGUUUUUUCUGAUCAAAACUCAGCUCCAUUUGUCAAGCAGAAAAAUUCUACAAGCCUUACAACUUCUGAUGAAGGAAGACAGGAGGCUGCGGCAAAUCUAGGUGCAGUGAGAACUGUAGAAACUCAGGCAUCGAGCAAGAAAGAUAUCCGUUUUAGAAGGACAUCGUCUUGCAACGAUGCUGCAGUGUCGGAGGCAUCGUUCAUUGAUAUUCUUAAGAAGCCGGUUCUUCAUGGAGCUGAGGUGGUGAACAGCUCUGCUUUGGAACCAUCAGAUGGUGCUUCGCAAGCAGGACGAAGUGGCAAGAAAAAAGGGAAGAAAGGAAGACAGAUUGAUCCUUCCCUACUUGGUUUCAAGGUCACAAGCAACCGCAUAAUGAUGGGUGAGAUCCAACGCCUUGACGAUUAACCACCUCAUGUACACUUACCAUGUUGUACGUUUCCUGUAAAUUUUUUUACCAUUUUUUUAUAGAUACUUUUUGUACAGUUUAUUUGAGGAGCAUAGGUAAUUAAUUGUUUUUUAUUUUUCCAAAAAUAAAGGUUUUGGUUUUAAGAUGCAAGAAUGUUCACUUUCAUUUUCCCGGAAAUGAGCAAGGCUUAAGAUUUCCUUUUAAU
Molecule: messenger RNA, 5455 nt
Organism: Durio zibethinus
Lineage: Eukaryota; Viridiplantae; Streptophyta; Magnoliopsida; Malvales; Malvaceae
Molecular function (GO): protein binding
Source: RefSeq, a predicted model, not a curated record